This is a messenger RNA of Mangifera indica (mango), 1124 nucleotides long. RefSeq names its product frataxin, mitochondrial-like. Lineage: Eukaryota; Viridiplantae; Streptophyta; Magnoliopsida; Sapindales; Anacardiaceae. Gene Ontology annotation, cellular component: mitochondrion. The coding region runs from base 278 to 868 and encodes 196 amino acids. Gene Ontology annotation, molecular function: ferroxidase activity; ferric iron binding; 2 iron, 2 sulfur cluster binding. The record is from RefSeq and is a predicted model, not a curated record. Gene Ontology annotation, biological process: iron incorporation into metallo-sulfur cluster; intracellular iron ion homeostasis. The transcript is spliced from 6 exons.
AAAAAAAAGAAGGAACUUAAAAAAAAGAACCACAUAUUCACUCUCGCUCCAAAGCCUUCACCGCCACAACCCUCCGACCUGGAGCAGCCUAACUUACCCCAUCGUCGCCGGCCUUGCUCCAAGCUGUAACUGUGGUGUUGCUUCGCCGCCAGCCAGAGUGCUGAAUCUUAGCCAUUCUUCUUCUCUGCCAACUGUUUUUCGGUAUAUAUAUUUAUCAUCUAUCACCAACGCGAGCAACUGAAUUAGCAUCAGGUUAUUGGUCAUUGGUGAUUGUAUCAUGGCUACCAAGUUUAUUCUUUUACGAAGGCUCUCAAGAUUUGUAAAACCUUAUUCCACUCAUAGGUCAAGUUGUGUUCUGCUGGAACAUUUGGGACCUAUUGGCUUCUCUGACAACAAGUCUUCUCCUACAAGCUUAACUACGGCUCCUAGAAACUUUUGCUCUACCCCACGUAAUCCUAGUGACGACUCUCAAGUGCCUGCUGCCAUUGACUAUCAUGGAUACAGCUCCCUUCUGCAGGAGGACGAGUUUCACCGCCUAGCCAACUCUACAAUCCAUGAUUUGCUAGAGAAAUUUGAGGAAUAUGGUGAUGUUGUCCAGAUGGACCAGAUUGAUGGAUUUGAUGUAGACUAUGGGAAUGAGGUUUUGACCCUGAAGCUCGGAGCAUUGGGUACUUAUGUGUUGAACAAGCAAACACCAAAUAGACAAAUUUGGUUGUCAUCUCCAGUGAGUGGUCCUUCCAGAUUUGACUGGGAUCGAAGUGCUCAAGCUUGGGUUUAUAGACGAACUAAAGCAAAUUUGUUGAAAACUUUGGAAAGUGAGUUGGAGCAAUUAUGUGGUGAGCCUAUUGAUCUUUCUUCAAAUAGUUGAAGAUUCUCUAAUGUGUUAUUCCAUAUAAGCUUUCGUUAUUUUUUUCAUUUUUCAGCUUACAUAUUUAUUCACGAGAAAGUUUUGUUGUCUAUUCACUAGAUCAUACAUCUGUUAUUUCUUCCAUUUUGUGGGUUUUGUAACAGUCUAUUCAGGAUUGCAAGCACUUUCUUGCAAAAAUAAGGACAAACACAGUUCCAUAGUUUUGGUAUUCUUGAAUGUGAAAUAAUAAAACCUUCCAAACUUACGUUUAAAGUUA